Messenger RNA from Pieris macdunnoughi, 3888 nucleotides. The record is from the annotation of a GenBank genome assembly. Lineage: Eukaryota; Metazoa; Arthropoda; Insecta; Lepidoptera; Pieridae.
AUGCGCUUACAAAUAAUCAUACCUUUCAUAUUCUUAAUAAACUCAUUAGAAACCAAAGAAGUAACACAAGAUACAAUUAAAAAGUCACUAGAAGAACACCAAGGGCAUAUAUUGGUCAAUAAAAGUAAAUUAAAAAACACACAUCUUAAAAUCGCUAAUGUGACGAAAGUUAAAAUAAAAACCACUCUGAGAAAACCUCCAGAUGUACCAACUCUUAUUACUCGUGAACGUUUGAAGCAAUGGGCCUAUGAAAUCCACGAGCAUUUAUUUGAAAUAGAAAAAAAAGUAGUCCGACGGGAUGUGUUGUCUCAAAGUUUCUCAAACAUCAAGAUAGAAAUGAGGAAUGGAUCAGCAAUUUUACAAAGAGCUUCAAGAGCUCUCGAAGAUCUGUUGGACAGGCGAGGGAAAGCGGCGGAGGCAAUUAUGAGCAAAGCGGAAGAGCUAUCAACAUACAUUUUGGAAAAUAAAAUACAACCACCCCCAGACUAUACGUUUGAUCAUAGCGUUGAUUUAGACGUACUAAAGCAAGCGGUGCCAACUGAAAGUGAAUGGGAGCUACCAUCUUCCUGUAUCAGUAUAGAUAAAAUAAAACUUCAAAAGAGUUCACAUUUCAAUGCACAAGUUUCAUUGGACUCUAGUAGUGUUCAUGUCGUUGCCGAAGUUUUUGCUUGUGAUCGUAGAGUUCUACCACAUAUUUAUUGGUCGGAAAAUCUUCUUGCUACUUUUCGUGAGAACUACGCACAAGAUGCCACACUGGACUUUCAAUACUUCUGCAGUGCAAAAGGAUUUCUAAGACAUUAUCCUGCUGCUCUAUGGCAAAGUCUAUAUAAUUUGAACGUGGAAGCGGAAGAUGUGUACGACUGUCGUUUGAGGCCAUGGUAUGUGAGUGCCAGUGGCGCACCAAGAGAUGUACUCAUUCUACUUGACGCAUCGGGAUCGAUGGAUAACUCAUCUAACCAAGUUAUUGCCGAAUUAUUCACAUCAACUCUCCUAAACACUCUGACGGAUGAUGAUCAAGUUAAUGUCUUAAGAUUCAAUGUUGUGGUCGAAUCGCCAAUUAGCUGCUUUAAUGAUAAACUUGUACCGGCAAACCACGUUAACUCAGCAGCAAUGAUGUCGGCACUUAAACGCCAGGCUUUGGUUAACGAAUCGUUAAUUGGAGAUGUUUUAACGUAUUCGGUACGUUUGCUUCAAAAGCAGAAUACAUUGAAUAGACCACGCGCUUGUCAACAGGCAAUCGUAUUAGUCACUGACAGUCUUUAUUAUAAUUACACUGAUUUAAUGCGACGCCUCGACCCCGAAGGGAAGAUCAGGCUCUUUGUAAUGUGGCUACACGAUCGCAAUGGUCUGCGAGAUUACACACGUUUGUAUGGGGAAUCUGUGAGUUGUGAGAGAGAUGGUUAUUUUGCAGAGUUCAUUUCUCACUCUGAGAUCACAGAACAAGUAAUGAGAAUUCUAAGAGUGUUAGAGCGUCCUCUAGUGGCGCAAAGGGAACACCGAUUACGGACCUAUAGUGAUGUGUAUGCGCAUAUUGAGGAUCCAAGACGUGGAGAAUUUCACUGGCAACAAAAAGAAAGCGCCGAACAAGAAUAUCGGUAUAAAAGGUUAAGACAAAAUAAAGAUUUGUUCCUCAAAAAUCUGUAUAAGGAUGAUAUGCAUAUGUACAACUUGGAUAAAAAUGGUCAAUAUUAUGAAGGCGAAGACAUGAACUAUCGCUUACAAGUGAGCGUUUCAGUUCCAGUUUUCGAAAGCACGACUAUUGAGAACAUAACUAUUCAAUUGGACGAGGAAAUGCAACGUAAUUCUACGCGGACGUAUCCAGUAAAUCGUCUCCUAGGAGUAGCUGGAGUUGACAUUCCAUUGGAUCAUUUAAAACUCAUAUUGCCAUUUUUUCUGAUAGGCGCAAGCGGAACCAUGUUCAUAGUUGAUCAUCGUGGUAAUAUCGUACUGCACAACAAUACAAAACCUGUCUUUGACGGCGAUAUCCUAAAACCUGGAUAUCGUACUGUAGACAUCUUAGAUGUGGAGCAACCAGGAAUAGAUCACUAUCCCAGACAUUACCCACAAGAAUGGCUCGAUUUUCGUCAAGCACUAGUAAUUGACGAAUCUAACGGCUCAAGGUCGAUGUACGUCAAGAGUAUUUUCGAAGGUGGUAUGAGAGCUAUAAUAGAAGUAAAGGAUUACUAUUGGCAGAGGAUUCAUGACCAUUAUACACUGGUUGUCUCUUUGCCUAAGUAUAAUUUAUUACAUGCAGUACCUGAUGUAAAAUUUACACAGGAGUUAGGCGAGGAAGCUUAUAAAGCAUUAUGGAACACCGACUUUGCCGUCCAUCCUGAGUGGCUAUACUGCAGACACGUGGAACCACAUUUUGAUUCCCUGAAGUUUGAAAUACUGCAUUUCCUUAGAAGAAGGAAAGACGAACCUAACUUCGCGAUGCAAAAGAUUAAACACAUCUUUACAGCGUUUCCACCAACAUUACUUGAAAAAACCUAUCACUGUAAUGAAGAGCUGAUGGCACGAUUUAGCCACGAGGCAGUUGCGACGAAGCAAUGGGCCCUCGAACACGAAGAUCCUGACACUGAGAGGGAAUGCUCUGGUUGUCUUCUUGGCUCCAAUACUGCUUUCUUUACCACAGAAAGCGGUUUAACCCGUUGGCAAUUAUACCACGCGACUACGGCACAUGCUGAUCCCCCGGAGGGAUCAGUAUGGUCUUUGGGACCAGAAGAACCUUUUUACCGCCGUGCUACAGCCAAUCCUGACACUUUGGUCAUUCACGCACCAAUACCACCCGUGACGCUUCUGAGGAAUACUGACUCUAGCCCACCUGCUUUAGAUGAACGUUGGCAAUGGCUUAGUGCGGCGCGUACUUUGGGCCAUCCGACAAAACAUGGCAUCAUCGGAGUUGCGGGAUACCAUUUCUAUCCUAGACAUUUAGACGACCUCCUAGAUUCCAUCACAAACUUUCAUUGUAACGAAGAAGACGAAUCAAAAUGUGAACCACGGUGUGACAAUGAUACAUGGGCGUGUCUUCUAAUUGACGAAGAGGGGUGGGUUAUAGCAGACCAGACUGAAGAUGAAAGAAUUAAUAAGCAUUUGUCUACUGAGCAUCCAGCAGCCAUGAAGGCAUUACUUGAUGCUGGAGUGUUCCGUAUUCGCUGGGUUCAUGAUUACCAAGGUGUCUGCUUUCCACCAGAGGAUGAGAAAGCAAAGGCUGCAUCUACUAGAUUGCCUUCAAUAAUAAUAAGUUUGUGGAGUACAAUCAAGAUCGUCAUUUAUGCGUCUCACAAUAUCUUCACUGUUCUUUAUGUCAUGAUGUCUAACACAUUAGUAAGCAGCGAUACUGAAACAGAGAAGAAGAAACGUCGCGAACGAAUCAGGCAUGAUUACGAACGUGAAAAGUUUGAGCGACUUUUUGACUCCAAAGUGAUUUUGAAUCGCACGCGAUUUGCUGCUUGUGAUAGGACUCGAGCUAUUUACGAGUUACAGCGAAACAAAAAUUCCAUGGAAGCACUGAAUCGCCCCGCGGAAAUCUGUGAAUGGCCGUUGGUCGCCACCGAGGUCCCUCGAACCAAUUUACUUCUAUUAGCUGUGUUCAAAUCUUGCAAAAUCUCCAUGCAGUUGUACGACUCCUUAUAUAAUGAGCCAGUGGUAAUGGAACAAGAUAGCGAAGUGUUUGGUUCAGCGAGUCGUCUUGCAUGCUGGCGGAACCGGAUUCCUUUGCCUGCAAGACAACCCCACACAACCUGCUACCCGCAUAACUUCACAUCCGAGGAAGGGUACAGACAGUGCGGGCCUUGGCUUCCAGAUUCAGAAAACGAUGCAAACUCGUUACAAUUUAGUAAAAUAUUUUGGCUAUUAUUAAUUCACUUUGUUUUAUAUGUCACUUAG